Molecule: messenger RNA, 1700 nt
Organism: Gossypium raimondii (Peruvian cotton)
Lineage: Eukaryota; Viridiplantae; Streptophyta; Magnoliopsida; Malvales; Malvaceae
Product: TOM1-like protein 1
Exons: 4
Coding region: 252-1457 (401 amino acids)
Biological process (GO): protein transport to vacuole involved in ubiquitin-dependent protein catabolic process via the multivesicular body sorting pathway
Molecular function (GO): phosphatidylinositol binding; ubiquitin binding
Source: RefSeq, a predicted model, not a curated record
AGGUCCCGAGUGGCAACGCCAGGGCAUAGCACAGAAUUGAAACUCCCAAAGUCCAACCAAGUUAAACUCAUUCCUUACGCUUGCCGUCUUCUUCCUUUUCUUUCUUUUUUAUUAUCUCAAAUUCAAAUUCAAAGUUAAAGUAAUUGCUUCUCUUUUUUUUCAACUUCCAUUUUUCUCUUUUAUAUUUUAUCAAAUCUCUUUGGGCUUUGCUCUCUCAUCUACUUCGCCUCUAUAAUAACUGUUUGUUGAAAAUGGAAAAAGAAUUGAUGGAUAAAGUUGGUGCCUUUGGUGAACGCAUCAAGGUUGAAGGAGCUGAGUUGGGCAGAAAGAUGAGCGCUGGCAUGAGCUCAAUGAGCUUUAAGGUGAAGGAACUCUUCCAAGGCCCGAACCCAACUGAUAAGCUUGUUGAGGAUGCUACAUCUGAGGCCCUUGAUGAGCCUGACUGGGCCUUGAAUCUUGAUAUUUGUGACAUGGUCAAUCAUGAAAAAGUGAACAGUGUUGAAUUGAUCCGUGGCAUAAAGCGGAGGAUAAUGUUGAAGAGCCCUCGGGUUCAAUACUUCUCCUUGGUCUUGCUUGAAACUUUUGUCAAGAAUUGUGAGAAGGCAUUCUCGGAGGUGGCAGCUGAAGGGGUUCUUGGUGAGAUGGUUAAGUUAAUUGAUGAUCCUCAAACUGUUGUCAAUAAUCGGAACAAAGCUUUAAUUCUUAUUGAAGCUUGGGGGGAGUCAACCAGCGAGCUCCGCUAUUUACCUGUUUUUGAAGAAACUUACAAGAGUUUAAAAUCAAGGGGUAUUCACUUUCCUGGUCGUGAUAAUGAGAGUUUGGCACCUAUUUUUACCCCUGCUCGUUCAGUUUCAGCGGCAGAAGUGGAUGCCAGACUUGCACAGCAGCUACAGCGUGAUGUGCAGCUUCAGCAUGAUAUUCCUGUUCCAAGCUUUUCUGCUGAACAAACAAAGGAAGCAUUUGAUGUGGCAAGAAACUGCAUUGAGCUUCUUUCAACUGUGUUAUCCUCAUCACCCCAACAAGAUGCUCUUGAGGAUGACCUGACAACCACGCUUGUCCAACAAUGUCGUCAGUCCCAGUCCACUGUUCUAAGAAUCAUCGAGACUGCUGGAGAUAACGAGGCCCUGCUUUUUGAAGCUUUGAAUGUGAAUGAUGAGAUCCAGAAAGCUCUCUCAAAGUAUGAAGAGUUGAAGAAGCCAUCAGUAGUUCGUCACGAGCCAGAACCUGCAAUGAUUCCUGUGGCUGUUGAACCUGAUGAUUCGCCCCGUCAUACAAACGAAGAUGCCUUGAUUAGGAAAACAAGUGGUACUCGACAUGGGACGCAUGGCGGAAGCAACGAUGACAUGAUGGAUGAUCUUGAUGAAAUGAUUUUUGGUAAGAAAGGUGGGGGUUCAUCUGAAGGGGGGCAAGAUUCAAAGAAGCAGCAAGCACCUAAAGAUGAUCUAAUCACAUUCUAAUUCCAUAAUAUUAGGACGGAAGGCCUAUGCCGGGCCAUUGUAGCCAUUUAUCCGAAGUUAGGAAGUAAAAACACACGACAAGAUUGUUGACUUUUUCUUUAGUAUACUAGGAUUGGAUUGGAUUGGAUUGGUUGUCCCUGCAAAUUAUGUGUAAGUAAAUUCAUGUCUGGAUUUGUUUACUUAAAUAUUUGAUGAGUAGAGAGUGUACAUGGAUGGGAUGGCUCUCAUAUCCAUGACUUGAUA